UCCGCUCCCGUCUCUACUUUCUACUGUUUUUCCUCCGCCACGUCAGUGAACAAGUAGGUGAGGAGGAAAAAGAAGUCCGUGUGGCCUGUUGUUGCUUCACUUUAAUUUGGUUUUUUUUUAAAGCCAGUUUAAUUAACAAAGGAGCGCCAUGGAGGAGCACCACGUGUCGGGACAGAGGGCUUUCCGUCUGUUCUGGCCUGUUUCUCUGCCUCCGCCCACUGGCCUUCAGUGUUGAUCAAGGAGAUAAAUGAAUGAAUGAAGGGUGGGAGAGAAAGUCUGUUUGAUCUUGGCCAUGGCCCACGGCACCAGUAUCCAGUAUGAGCCAGUGGCAGAGAUUGGAGGAGGCGCUUACGGGACAGUUUAUAAGGCCCGAGAUACAGAGAGCGGACAGUUUGUGGCUCUGAAGAGCGUGCGUGUCCAGACGGAUCAAAAUGGCCUCCCGAUCUCCACGGUCAGAGAGGUGGCUCUGUUGAGAAGGCUGGAGCAGUUUGACCAUCCCAAUGUGGUCAGGCUCAUGGAUGUUUGUGCCACCCAGAGGUCGGACCAGGAAACUAAAGUCACUCUGGUGUUUGAGCAUGUGGACCAAGACCUCAAGACGUACCUAGAGAGAGCCCCAGCUGCAGGAUUAUCGUCUGGCCACGUUAAAGACCUGAUGAGGCAGUUGGUGUCCGGUCUUGCAUUCCUUCACUCUAACCGUGUGAUGCACCGAGACCUGAAACCAGAGAAUAUUCUGGUAACCAGCCAGGGCCAGGUGAAGCUGGCUGACUUCGGACUGGCCAGGAUCUACAGCUGCCACAUGGUCCUCACUCCUGUGGUGGUGACACUGUGGUACCGACCUCCUGAGGUUCUGCUGCAGUCCAGUUACGCCACACCCGUGGAUAUCUGGAGCACCGGCUGCAUCUUUGCUGAGAUGUUCAGACGCAAACCUUUGUUCUGCGGAGAAUCAGAAGUGGACCAACUUGGGAAAAUUCUUGAAGUUAUUGGCUUGCCACCAGAGGAGGAGUGGCCGACUGAUGUUACACUCUCAAGGAAAAACUUCCCCCCUCUCUUACCUCGCCCAAUCACUGACUUUGUUCCAGAGAUAAAUGAGCAGGGGGCGCAACUAUUGCUGAAAAUGCUGACCUUUGACCCUUUGAAACGAAUAUCUGCCCUGAAUGCCCUAGAACAUCCAUAUUUCCAGGACGAGGGGACAUUGACUCAAACAAAAAGCUGAAAUGAUGCAGUGAAACAUGCAGCAAGAGGUAACAGUGUCUAAGUUUAGACCUGGCCUAACCAUAAAGGAUUUCAAUUUCAUUUAGUUCAUUGUCUUUCAAGACGCCUGGGUUAUGCUUUGGGAUAUUUUUUGUCACUCCUGCAUCAAAAAAGGAUUAAAGCCAGAGAAAUGGAAUAAAAAAGAAGAGGAAUGAACUUAAGGAUCACUGCCAUGCUUUCCAACAUGUAAAUGUCACAAUUAAUGAUGUUACCAUGUCAUGUCUUCAAGGACAGUACCAGUGUUUUUGAUGUCUGAUUCUUUAUCAGUCUCGUCAGCAGAGACUGAUACACAGAAACUUCUGUCAUCUCCUCUGAAAUGUUGCUCUUGUUAUUUUUGUGCAGUGUUUAGACAGAAGGAAGCGAUGUCAUCUUUUCUCGUUACAGGCUAAACAAAGUCUGACAGAAGUGACUCCUCAGGGUUAGAACAGCCAGUGAUCAUACUGUACUUGUGUUAAUAUUUAUCACACAAAAGGAACAAAAACACCAUAAGCCUGACAUUAAGUUGUAUGAAAAUCAUAAAGAAAAGAAGGAAUAGUCAUAGAAGAAAAACGCACAAGAAAGACACACAUGACAAAAAUACUUGUAUUGUCCUUAAAUACUCAUAAAGUGAAAGAAACUGUGCCUUUUAUUGGAGUACUGAAGGGUUGGACUUCAUUUCAUGUUUAACAUCUUUUGCUAAAACAUCUGAAUUCAACCAGCACUGCAACUAAAAAUGAAUAAAAAACUGUUUUAAUCACAUUCAGACUUUACUUAUGUAUUAUUAUUAUUAUUAUUAUUAUUACCCAGAUGCCAUAUAAAAUUAACAAAUGUGAUUUUAUGAAAACUGAAAUGGACUGAAAUAUUUUGUGAAAAAUACAAUGAACUAUUGAAUACCAACAAAAAAAUUUAUAAAAGACCAAGUUGCUUCACUAUACUGCUUUUGUCCUCUAAUAUUGAUCAAAUAAACAGAUAAUGAAUGUGGUCGUCUAAA
Molecule: messenger RNA, 2221 nt
Organism: Siniperca chuatsi (mandarin fish)
Lineage: Eukaryota; Metazoa; Chordata; Actinopteri; Centrarchiformes; Sinipercidae
Gene: cdk4
Product: cyclin-dependent kinase 4
Exons: 8
Coding region: 293-1213 (306 amino acids)
Biological process (GO): regulation of gene expression; signal transduction; protein phosphorylation
Cellular component (GO): cytoplasm; nucleus; cyclin-dependent protein kinase holoenzyme complex
Molecular function (GO): ATP binding; cyclin-dependent protein serine/threonine kinase activity; cyclin binding
Source: RefSeq, a predicted model, not a curated record